This is a messenger RNA of Carassius gibelio (silver crucian carp), 3297 nucleotides long. It is a transcript of the gene b4gat1, whose product is annotated as beta-1,4-glucuronyltransferase 1. Lineage: Eukaryota; Metazoa; Chordata; Actinopteri; Cypriniformes; Cyprinidae. Bases 344 to 1639 code for a protein of 431 amino acids. The transcript is spliced from 2 exons. Gene Ontology annotation, molecular function: glucuronosyltransferase activity. The record is from RefSeq and is a predicted model, not a curated record.
ACACGCACGCCGGAACACGAGCGAUGAGCCGAGCCCGUUCUAGUAGGGAGUUUACGGUAACCGGAACGGUAAACAAAUAUACGCCGCCAUGCGCAGUGCGUGCUGUACGCGAACGCGUUUCUCCCUCUGUUUUUUUACAGGCGUGUUUUCAGUGCAUGUAUAUAAACAUGUAAAUCGAUUCCCUUUUAAACUGACCUGCACUACAUCUCGCUGCAUUGCAAAUCAAUGCAAUGUCAGCUGCAUGCAUGAGGGCUGCUAGAGAGCUGGGUAACCCUAGCUGAUCUGUGUGAGCAUUCAUUGAGAACGUUUCAUUGACAUUAAACAAAAGGUACCAGUAAUUGUAAUGCAUUUCUCUAAAAAAUGCUCCGUGUUUAAGGUGGUGCUCAGUGCACUUCUUGUUGUUGCAUUGUUGCAGCUCUUAUAUCUGUCUUUCCUCUCAAAAUUGCACGGCAAACAGCAGCGCUACAAGUAUUCUGAGCUCUUCGGCUCCAAAAAGACAGCAAACCAAGGAGAGAAGAACCCCAGGCGGGAACAUCUCAGAUACUCGUUAUCCACAGGUGGGAUCUUCGAUGGGAGCGGACAGUACCGUGUGUAUAAAAACCUAAUCAAAAGCGACUUCUUGACCAAUCAGAAGCCAGGAGCAGAUCCCAGAUCGCACCACCUGGCUUUGGCCACGCAUACGACUAUCAACAACCUUCACCAUUUGAACGCUUUGUUGGAGCGCUGGCAGAAUCCUCUAUCCAUCGCGAUAUUCGCCAACGGCCAGGAUGUUAAGUUCGCAACGGCGUUCGUUUACGCCCUCAGCAUUUUCUGCCCACAGGUUCAAGCACUGGUGGACUUCCAUCUGGUUUGCCUCUCGGGUGAAAUGGCCAGUUUUCCAGACCAGGAUCGAGAGCAUUUCGCCGGUCUGGAGGAGAAGGGCUGCUCCGGCAUCUUCGCCAAGCUCGAAUCCCACCGAGACAGGUAUAAGAACUACGCCAUCGGCAGCAACGUCUCGUACCCCAACAACCUUCUCCGCAACGUGGCCCGCAGCGGCACGGACGCCGCCUACAUCCUGGUCAUCGAUAUCGACAUGAUACCCAGUGCCAAUCUGCACCACCAGUUCGUGACCAUGCUGAUGAGGCAUGAACCAGCCGCGGACGAGGUCCUCGUGCUUCCUGCGUUCGAGAUCAGACACACUCGUAAGAUGCCUGCGACCAAGUCGGAGCUGGUGCAGCUCUAUCAGGUGGGUGAGGUGCGACCGUUCUACGAUGAGCUUUGCCCUCGCUGUCAAGCUCCCACUAACUACUCACAGUGGGUCAACCUGGCCAUCAAGAGCUCUGGGCCCCUGGAGGUGGCGUACACCAUCAACUGGGCCGAUCCGUGGGAGCCUUUCUACAUCGGUGCUCGAUCUGUUCCUCUUUAUGAUGAGAGCUUCAGGCAGUACGGCUUCAACCGCAUCAGUCAGGCCUGUGAGCUUCACGUCGCCGGUUACAGGUUCUCUGUGGUGAGCAAUGCGUUUGUGGUGCACAAAGGGUUCAAGGUCCAGGGAGAGUUUCACAGCAGAAAGGACGAGGAGAACCGGAAGAACCGCAUCCUCUUCCGCAGCUUCAAGGAGAGCCUGAAGGCCAAGUAUCCGACCUCACCUCGCCACUGCUGAGAAAACAGAUGCUAAUGAGAGAGAUCACACCGACUCCUGACCAACAUCUGCCAGGCUUUAUGUGAUGCACAAAUCUCCACUCGUUUCAAAACAUGAAGAACUGUACUGUCAAAGGAGAUGUACUUGAACGCUCAUUAUUUGAUCUAUAAGCUGAGGACAUGAUCCUUCACGCUUUUAAUGAGAGAAACUAAAUAAAGAUUUUUUAUUUAUAUGUUUUUUUUUUUUCGGUACAUUUGUAACUCCUUUGGGUUUUGAGGACAAGAUAUAAAUGUCUUCAAAGUUAACUUAUUUAUUAGAUUUUUUAUGCUACUUUCCAUCUCACUUUUCUGAGGUUUUACUGCAUUUUAAUACAUUUUUUCACUUUUUUCCCCCAAACUGAAGGCAAGACUCCCAUGUGAGACUUUAUUAUCAUACUUUUCUAGUUAAUUGAUUAUGUUAAGAAUUGCAUUUAAUAUUUUUUUUUUUAUAAUAUACAUGUUUUCUGAAAAACUGUGAAGGUUUAAAUAUGUAAUUAAGUAUGCAUACAUUUCCUGAGCAGAAAUGGGUAAAGCCGGAUUCAAAACUGUUUAAUUUGGUUGACGUCAGAGCCAAAUGGGUUUUUACAGAAGAUUUUUACAAAAGUGUUUAGGAAUCAAAUGUAUAAAAUCAGGUGAAUGGUAUUAUAUAAACAAAUCCAUGUAUGUGCGGCUGAAGUAUAGAGAAAAAACCCAUUUUGGGAAAAAGGCAUGUAUUGCAACUGAAAUCUACAGACACAAAUAGAUAAAUUGCAAUAAACUCCAAAAGCAUAUUUGCAAUAUUUUAAAAGCAAAUUUUAAGCAUCCAAAAGCAUAUUUGGAUGUGUUCUUCUCACUAGACUGAAACAACACGUCAUGAAGAGCCAAACAGCCCAAAAUCAGUGCAUGAAAAACUCUGUUUAAGCCUGUAGUGUCUGAGAAACGUUUCUCCCGCUAAGCAGUAGCUGAAUACUGAUGGUUCAUUACAGUACAGUGAGUCUGUACAGUAUAGUUUACAAGAGAAAGAGUGUGGUGCAGCUGUAUCUCAUGAAGUGACUGUAACGCCACACGUGUUUGAGUUACAGUCGAGACGAGCUCUCGUAAAGACCCACAGAUUAGAUUUAAAGCUAUUAACAUAUUAAGACCUUUAUGCUAAUAAAGACUCUAAAGACGUCUGAUGAUAUUACACAACUGGGGAGUGGUGUCUGAAAAUCAUAUUAGUGUUUUAAUUAUACUGUGGAUUAGGGGUAGAUGACAAUUAAGCAACAUUGGAUUAAUGCAAAUAUGUACAGGUUUUAGUACAAGCAGUGCAUUGUAGUGUUUAACACUUGAAUGGGGAUUAUAUAUAUUAUCCUUUGUUUUGGGGUAAAAAUAACCCAUUUUCUUUUACUUCAUAAGAUUGUUUACUGAUUGCAAGAGUGUUAUUACUUUAAUUUUUUUAACAUUAGUCUCCAUUAAUAAUAUUUUGUUAAUUUUUGUCAAAGGAGUGUUUUGGUUAUUUGUUAGUGUUGUGUAGUAAUGAAAGCAUGAAUGUUGUGACACUGGAAAAAUGCUGUUAAUCCAGAAAACUUGUUGUGAAACUGAAAAAAAAGGUGUUUUUUAAGUUUUAUAAAAUUGUGACAUGUGAACAUGUAAUUAUUUGAUUGCACAUGAUUAUGCAACUAA